AUGAGCUCCACCCCCGACCCGGUCUUCCUCCGGCGGUUCAUCAAUCAGCAUGGCGGCGCCCGACCUAUCGCCGAUAGUGACUGGUACGGCCUCGUCGCGGCCAUAGUUGGUUCAUGCGCUCUCAUCGCCCUCACCCCGCCUACACGCGGUUGGAAGCUCGUCCGCGCGUCCAUCCUCCCGUUGAUGAUGAGCUAUCAGGCGUACUUCUUCCUCUUUCCUCUCGAGCACGACUGGGAGACACACUGGGGAAACACGACGGGUCAUCUAUGGCAUCUCGAGAAGGCGCUCGAGCUGCUUCUCCUCUAUCCCGCAGAGGAGUACUGGUACCGGCUGCGCCCGGCUCCGGUUAUGGCCGAGCUCGGUAACAGCGCGGACAAGGAAGGCGAAGGGAAGAAGGGGGAUAUGGUGGCUGAGCCUGUACCCCCUCCCAGGACGCGGGCCAAGCUCUACUGGGUGCUGGGCGCCUGGUUCUCGCAGAGAGGGAUCGGGUGGAACUACACCGCCCCGUUACCCGCAAGCUCCAGACGACACCCCUUCACUCGGCAAUCCGGUCGGAUAGCCUUCCUCCUUAAUCGGCUGCGCUAUCUGACGGCGGGAUAUCUAUGCUAUGAUCUCGCACGGGCAUACAUGACCUUCGGUCCCGGCGCAGCCUUCUUCCGCGGUAUACCCGGAAUCGCCCCCUCACACGAAACGCUCACCAUCCCCCAACGAGCCCUCUACUCCGUCCCCAUCGCCCUCCGCGUCUUCUGGUCCAUCGAGGAAUGGUACACCCCCAUCUCAAUCAUCGCGGUCGCGCUCGGCGGUGUGCUGGGAUGGGAGGGGGAGUGGUGGAGCCCGUGGGGGUGGCCGCCGCUUUUUGGGACUAUCAGGGAUCUGUGGAUACAUCCGGGACUGGGGCAUAUGUGGUCAAAGACCUGGCACCAAUACUUUCAUCACUGGCUCAUCCUAUUCGGAUGGAUCGGUAUCGGAGAGAACAUCCUGGGUCUCCCUGCGUCCGGAAUCUCCGUCCGACCUCGCCUAGCAGCUUCUUCUUUUCAGUCCGCGCCUCCAUCCGAAACCUCGUCACCCUCCACCCGCUCCGCCUCUCCUUCUCAUCCGCUCCCUACCGCCCCGACUACCUCCAAACGGCGUACAAGCACCAAGAUCAUGCUCUCCAACUUCCUCAAAUCCCUCAUCGUCUUCGCCCUCACCGGUCUCCACCACGACAUCCCCUCCUACUUCCUCCAACUACACACCGCGCCCGCCGGCGAGCCCAUCACCCUCGCUCAGACCUUCUCCACGACCACCUUCUUCCUCCUUCAGCCUCUCGCGCUCGCGGCCGAGGCGUUCGUGAAGCGGAACUGGCGGUCCUGGAAGGACCGGGCACAUCCUGAGUGGGCCAAAGGCGAAAAGGAGCCAAAGUGGCUGGUCACGGUCGAACGUACGAUUGGGUUCGUGUGGACAUGGUGGUGGCUGGGACAUACGGCGCGGUAUUUCGUGGUCGGGCUGACCAAGGCGGGGAUGUAUCGGCACAAGCCGGGGCAGAGGGAGAAGUUUAGCCCGGUCGGAGGGUUUAUUUACGGACAAUGGUGGUACUAG
Molecule: messenger RNA, 1578 nt
Organism: Dioszegia hungarica
Lineage: Eukaryota; Fungi; Basidiomycota; Tremellomycetes; Tremellales; Bulleribasidiaceae
Exons: 3
Coding region: 1-1578 (525 amino acids)
Biological process (GO): lipid metabolic process
Source: RefSeq, a predicted model, not a curated record